Dicentrarchus labrax (European seabass) is the source of this 3374-nucleotide messenger RNA. RefSeq names its product E3 ubiquitin-protein ligase RNF14-like. The coding region runs from base 265 to 2130 and encodes 621 amino acids. Gene Ontology annotation, molecular function: ubiquitin protein ligase activity; ubiquitin conjugating enzyme binding; zinc ion binding. Gene Ontology annotation, biological process: protein polyubiquitination; positive regulation of proteasomal ubiquitin-dependent protein catabolic process; ubiquitin-dependent protein catabolic process. The transcript is spliced from 7 exons. Lineage: Eukaryota; Metazoa; Chordata; Actinopteri; Moronidae. The record is from RefSeq and is a predicted model, not a curated record. Gene Ontology annotation, cellular component: ubiquitin ligase complex; cytoplasm.
AGAUGAGUCAACAGAGGGCAACCACAGACCGGUGCACAGACCGGGACACAGACCGAGGCACAGACCGGGGAACAGACCGGACAGACUGCCAGAGAACAGCGGAGAUUGAACGAGCAAUCCCUGGACGCAUGAACGAAAUUAAACUCCAGCAGGAAACAAACUAAUUCAACUUUUUUUUUUUAAAGUAACUAGCAGAGUAGAAGCAGAGUCAGGAAGAAGCUGGGAGGAAGUGAAGUUGUUGUUCCAGUGUUUGCGGCCGGAGGAAUGAACGCGGAUAAGGAGGAGCAGGAAGACGAGCUGCUCGCCCUCCAUAGUAUCUUCGGUUCGGAGGAGUUCGUCCGAGAUGAGUCGAAGUGUGCCGGAGAAAUCCGAGUGUCUGUUGAGCUGCCUGCAGACUUCACUGUGGUUCUGAAAGAAGGUGAAACGCUGAGGCAGUAUGAGAUAUCAUUCCUCCCUCCUCUGUGUCUGACCUUUGAACUCCCCGAGGACUACCCAUCCUCCUCCCCUCCCUCCUUCACCCUCACCUGCAGCUGGCUGACACAGACACAGCUUUCUGCACUGGCAGCCCAGCUCGCUGAUCUCUACCAGGCCACCGGAGGCGCUGUGGUGCUCUUCACCUGGGUUCAGUUUCUUAAAGAAGAUGCCCUCAGGUUCUUAGACAUCCCUACCCUGCUGGAGCUCCCCUCUGAUGAACACAGCAAACAGGACAAUAGCCAGGACUCAUUAGAUCCAAAGAAUACUAAACACACUCCAGAGGCAGGACCCACAGAUAACCAAAGUAUUAAUGUCUCAGAUCCACGUGAACCGGACCUCUCUGCAUCAUCCCUGGAAGUUGAGCAUCCCACACUGAGCAGCACAGACUCUCAGGGAGCUGUGGCGUUAGAUUCCUGCAAGCCUCCUCAAAAUAAUAUAACCUCCCACCACAGUGAAGUCACCCUGGAUGGUCCAAACUCAGGGCCUAAUGCGGAUUAUCUGAAGACCUCAAACGAUUCUAACCAAAUAUCACAAGCCUCAGACGUGAGGGAGGCUGAACAGACCCUCCAAACCUCAGAGUUAGAGGCUGACUACCAGAAUGAGCCGUCUUCAGAGCCUCUUCAGUUUGCUCAGUCUGAUCCAUCAAAUGAAGGUGAAAGUGUUUCAGGCUCAUCAUCGCUUCCCUCCAGCUCCUCAGACCCGCUAGAUGAGAGCGAACAAGGAGCUGCUUCUCUGCCAAUCCACCAGAGAGAAUCCCCUCAAACCCUCUCCGGUCUCUGCCUAACCCCGUCACAAACUCUCCUGUCCCAGCUCUUGAUCUAUGACGCGGCGCAGCAACAGAAACAGUUUGCCACCACAGUGUUUGACUGUGGUGUUUGUUUUGUGGGCUGGCUCGGUUCGGACUGUGUGCAGUUGCCUGAGUGUGGCCACAUCUUCUGCCAGGCCUGUCUCGCCCAGCUCUGUAAACUCCAGAUUACAGAGGGGAGCGUCCGGGGUGUGACCUGUCCUCAGGCAGAAUGCACUGCCACUCCUACACCUGCACAGGUGAAGAGUCUGGUCGGGGAGGAGCUGUUCAGCCGCUAUGAUCGUCUCCUGCUGCAGAAUACUCUGGACUGCAUGCCUGAUGUGACGUACUGUCCUCGGCGUUCCUGUGCUUCGGCCGUCAUCCAGGACAAGUCCAGCAAUGCAGCAAUGUGCUCUGAGUGCGGCUUCGCCUUCUGUGUCAUCUGCAAAAAGACUUAUCAUGGAAAGGACGACUGUCAGGAAAGAAAGAAGAACAUUAUAAAGCGGACAGACAAAGACGCACAGCAAGCCAAUGUAGACCUGCCACAGUCACAAGAGGGGAUCAGGGCUCUGUGGGACGACUAUGCCAGUGGCAGUAAGCAGAGGCAGCACCUCCUGGAGAGCCGAUACGGCCGCGAGAUAUUGCAGGUCACUGUGGAGGCGUGUCUGAGUGAGGACUGGAUAGCCUUUAAUAGCAAGAGCUGUCCUCACUGCUUCUGCAGAAUCCAGAAGGACAGCGGGUGCAACAAGAUGACGUGCUCUCGGUGUAGACGGCUGUUCUGCUGGGUCUGCCUCGCCAGACUCUCAUACCCUAAUCCAUUAGCACACUUCCAGGACAAUGCCUGCUCUCUAUAUCAAUACAACCAGACCUAGGCCUUCAGCUACUUAUGACACCGGCAGACACUGGCCACCGGCCGUGGAGGGAUCAUGUGUUCAGAUCUGUUUGAUUUUAAAGUGCACUUUUAACAGACACUUGAAAAACAUACAGAAAAAGCCAGUUUUCAAACUGUUAUCAUCUCAACACUGUUUGAAUCAUUUCUUUUACAUACAUUUACCUCGUUAUUUGAGACUUUUGGCCUCAUUUAAUAUCAACAUCCGACAUUGCAAUGUUAUAAAUAUGAAUAAUGAAAAACAUAAUAUCUCCCUUUUAAUAUCUCUGAUUGUCAUUCACAAAAUCACAGCAUGUGUCAUAUUGUGUCAUGACCAGUAGAGGGCGCUAAAUAACAAUAAUAAUAAUAAAACAGCUUGGGCGCACUCAAGUUAACUUAUAUGAAAUCCCUUUUGGUUCUAUCAAGACAUGUAAACAUGCUUUAUCUUCCAGUAUUUAAUAAUCAAACAUUAGUGCAUUAGUGAAAACUGUUAUGUGACAUUAUUCUUGUUUGCAGCUUUGGAUGCAAACAAGAAUAAUCUAUGAAAGAAAACCGCUCAGUGGACCUUUUUUAAACCAAAUCAAGUCUCACUAAUGAUUAGGGUUCUUAGUCAGUUUGCAGCUGAUACCAGUUGUUUCUUUGAUUAAUUGAUUAUUCAUUUGGUCUAUAAAUGCAGCAAAUAGUAACAAAUGCCCGUCACAAAUUCCUAGAGACUGUGGUGACGUCUUCAAAUGUCUUGUUUUCUCCAUAACAGCAGUCUAUAACCCAAACGUAUUCUGGUUUGAAAACAAGAAAACAAGCAAAUAUCCACAUUUGAGAGGGCGAAGCCAGUAAAACGUUGCUUAAAACUUAAAAAAUAAAUUGAGUAUCAAAAUUGUUGCAGUUUUGUUGAUUUAGUGACUAAGUGCGGCAGCCCCGGUACCCAGGGAGUCGCUCUUUAAACCCUUUUAACUUCAUGUUGUUGUUUACUUUAUAUUUGGCAUAUUUAGCAUUUAUUGAAUUGUUCUACAAGAGUCUUAGCUGUGCAAUACCAUCACCACUAUAAUGUUGAACACAAGUAUUAACAUAAAAGCACAAACGUAUGCCCUUUAAAGCAUGUGCAGGCAUACAAGUGUGCAGACACGGUGUGCAAAAUGAAUGUAAUGAUAUAAGUUAUAAGUGAAAAUAGAGUUGAGAGAUGUAUUGCACUGUGCCAGAGGUUACCAUAAAUAUAAAGUGCAAUUAACGAGUCCAGUAAGACCUCAGCAG